AUGAGCACAAACCCCCUUCUUUGCUGUCAUGAUUCAGCUUGGUUUUUUCUUCAUGUCUUCAUUCUCAACAUUCCCGCCAAUCGACUCGUUCUCUUCCCGGCGUUGGCGGGAUCUGUCUGGUUUCUAACUCUGGCGUCCCUACUGUCAAUAUGGCUCGCCCAUGGCAUGCCUCAAUACCCGGGACAGAGUAACCAGCAUGUUGCCUUCAUCUCCGACAUAGCGUCUUUCGAGCUGAAGCCACUUUUUCUCGUUGGCGCUUCUGUUACAGCCGUGGGUUUCGUGACCACCGUUGCUGCGGUUCAUGUGGUGCGCUAUGAGCCGGGGUUCGCCUUGGUAAAAUGUCCUGUAACCGACAACCGUAAUGACAAUGGCGACCAUGAUCUUCCUGGGAAUAGCAGUUCGUAUCUUAGUGGCUGUGACUAUCAGGAUUCCGACAGCGAGGAGGAAGAGGACCAUGAAACUACGAGAACCCUAAAGCUUAUCUCGCUGCUAGCCAUCUUCGCGGCCGGCGUGGCUAGUAUCGCCCUGAUUUUACUGGCGGUCAUGGAUACCUUUCGGUAUAAGAGCGCACAUCACCUCUUCCUCCAGGUCUGUUUCGCCGGUCUGGCGAUACAAUCUGCCUGUACGGCCAUCGUAUAUUCGAACGAGGUACUCGGAUUUGUGUCGUACGUCUACCACCUCGGUGUAUGGCAACACGAUUGGGGGAGGAGAAGUUUACGAGUUCGAGUCUUUGCCUCCCUCUCAACAGCCUUGAUCCUUACAGAAGUCUUCCUCGGAGUGGCCUUUAUCUCUCUGACUGUACCGGAGGAAAGCGCAAGCUAUCGAAAGGCAGGGAUCCUUGAAUGGAUUAUUGCCUUCCUAGGGACUAUCUAUCUUUGGUUAUUUUGUGGGUUCCUCGACCGAACCAAUUUCGACGGCUACGUCCCAAGCGUGCUUUACGGUUCCCCUGUACAAAGAAAAGACAUCCUACCACCUGACAGUUUACGGGGUCAGAUACAGAAUCGGGACCCUGAGCGCACCCACCUAAUUCAGGGACCUACAGGUGGGAAAUAUACGUGA
This is a messenger RNA of Aspergillus nomiae NRRL 13137, 1059 nucleotides long. RefSeq lists its product as uncharacterized. The transcript has 4 exons. The record is from RefSeq and is a predicted model, not a curated record. The coding region runs from base 1 to 1059 and encodes 352 amino acids. NCBI's taxonomy places the organism in Eukaryota, Fungi, Ascomycota, Eurotiomycetes, Eurotiales, Aspergillaceae.